CGGGACUGGUUUGAAGCUGCGCUCCUGGGAGAAAGAUGUCUCAGGAACGCGCGGUGCCGGCGAGCGCCGUUCCCCUGGAAGAAUUACGUAGCUGGUCGGAGGAGCUAUGCCGCCGGGAACUGCCGUCUGUCCUGCCCCGGCUCCUUUCUAUGUAUCAGCAUUCUGAGAGUUGGAUCGAGCAUAUUCAAAUUCUAAAAAUUAUUGUGGAAAUGUUUUUACCUCAUAUGAACCACCUGACUUUGGAACAGACUUUCUUCUCACAAGUGUUGCCAAAGACUGUGAAAUUAUUUGAUGACAUGAUGUAUGAGUUAACCAGUCAAGCCAGAGGACUCUCAAGCCAUAAUUUAGAAAUCCAGACCACUCUAAGGAGUAUUUUACAAACAAUGGUGCAGCUCUUAGCAGCUCUUACAGGAUGUGUUCAGCAUGUUUGUGCCACACAGGAGUCCAUCAUUCUAGAUAAUAUUCAUAGUCUUCCUUCCUCAGUCCUACAUGUAAUCAAAAGUACAUUUGUACAUUGUAAGGAUAGUGAAUCUGUCUAUUCUGGGCAUUUACACCUAGUUUCAGACCUUCUCCAGGCUCUUUUCAAGGAGGCCUAUUCUCUUCAAAAGCAGCUAAUGGAACUACUGGAUAUGGUUUGCAUGGACCCUUUAUUAGAUGAAAAUGAUGAUAUUUUGAAUAUGGUGAUAGUUAUUCAUUCAUUGUUGGAUAUCUGCUCUGUUAUUUCCAGUAUGGACCAUGCAUUUCAUGCUAAUACUUGGAAAUUUAUAAUUAAGCAGAGCCUUAAACACCAGUCGGUUAUAAAGAAUCAGCUGAAACACAAAGUUGUAAUUACCAGCUUGUGUGAUGACAUCCUUUUCUCCUUCCAUUCGUGUUUACAGUUAGCUGAGCAGAUGACGCAGUCAGAUGCACAGGAUAAUGCUGACUAUAGAUUAUUUCAAAAAACACUCAAAUUGUGUCGUUUCUUUGCCAACUCCCUUUUGCACUAUACUAAGGAAUUUCUUCCUUUACUCUCUGAUUCUUGCUGUACAUUGCACCAGCUUUACCUUCAGAUACACAGCAAGUUUCCUCCAAGCCUGUAUGCUGCCAAGAUUUCUAAAGCCCAGCAGGAGGAAGUAGUGGGGACUUUCCUGGUUACACUGGAUCCACUCAUCAGCCAGCUUCUCACCUUCCAGCCUUUUGUGCAGGCGGUUUUGGACAGUCAAUUAGAGCUGCCAUGCGAACUGCAGUUCCCACAGUGCCUCCUGCUGGUUGUUGUCAUGGACAAGCUGCCCUCUCAGCCCGAGGAUGUGCAGGCCCUGUGGUGCACGGAACGCCAGCUCCUGGGAGCGAAGCCCAGGGUAUCUCUGCUCAAAGCCAUUUUCUACAGUUUUGAGCAGUGUUCUGGUGAACUCUCUCUCCCUGUUCAUCUACAAGGAGUAAAGAGUAAAGGGCAAGCGGAGGUUGCUGUCACCUUGUAUCAGCAUGUUUGUGUUCAUUUGUGCACAUUUGUCGCUUCCUUUCAUCCCUCACUGUUUCCUGAACUGGAUGUUGCUCUGUUGAAUGCUGUGCUUAGUGCUAAUCUGAUCACCUCUUUGUUAGCUAUGGAUGUAUGGUGCUUCCUUUCCCGAUAUGGGACUGCUGAACUCUGUGCACACCAUGUCACCAUAGUGGCGCAUCUGAUAAAAUCUUGUUCUGGAGAAUGUUACCAGCUCACCAACCUGUCAAUACUAUUAAGGCGACUCUUCUUCUUCAUGGCCCCAACCCAGCAGGUGGAAUUUAUCCAGGAAUUUUCCCCAAAAGAAGCAGAAAAUCUGUCUCUGUGGCAAUAUAUUUCCUUCCAGGCAUUACCUGCCGAGCUUAGGAAACAGACUGCACAAGAGGUCAUCAGAGUAGGCAUUGGACAGUGUAAGGAGUGGCUAAGCAAUAGUCGAACUUUGGGAGAACUUGAGUCUCUGAACACACAGCUCUCUGCUUUGCUUGCUGUAUGUAACUCUGCUAGUGAAGCUCUGGAUACUGCACAGCAGACUGCAGUUACAGAGAUUGGGAGUCAGCUUUGGGCGUUUUUAAACGCUAAACUGGUAACAGGUCAACCUUAUGUUCAGCAGACACUUAGCCUUUUACUGUCACUGUUGGGAUUUUUUGUUCAAACUCUAGAUCCUCAUCUGAUAAGUCAGGUAGUAACCUUGCAGAGCUCACUGCUUAAAUUAGAGCCUCCUGACCAUGUUUGUUUGGCAGUGCUUGAUUUUGUAUCUUCUCUGGGAAAAUGUUUUAUACCUCAAGGUCUCCAGGACAAAAUUCUGCCCAACCUGUCUUCUAUUUUUGCCUCACUGCUAGCUGACAGGAAUUGGAUACUAGAACAACAUACCUUAGAGGCGUUUACUCAGUUUGCCGAGGGAACAAAUCAUGAAGACAUAGUUCCACAGUGUCUCAGUUCUGAAGAAACCAAGAACAAAGUUGUAUCCUUUCUGGAGAAGACUGGGUUUGCAGAUGAAACCGCGACUUCCAGGGUUGAACGUGUGAAACAGGAAAAAGUUAUUUUCUGGGAACGCUUUGCUAACGUUGCUGUAGAAGCAAAGUGGUCAUCUUUACAGCCUUGUGCAAAAAGAGCCCGUUGUGAGCUCCCUGCGGCAGACGCGUGCGAGUCAGCACUGCAGGCAGCAUCAGGGGCCUUGGAGGCAGUGGAGCUGCUACUCCAGACGUCUCCUGCUCCAGACUGGCUUCCAGUGAGACUGGAGAUGCUCCAAAAGAGGAUGGACAGCCUAAGACGACGUGUACUCUCCGGUGGCCUCGGAACGGACUGGACCCCCUCCCACUAGGUAGCACUGAGUAUCACCUUUGU
Messenger RNA from Hyaena hyaena (striped hyena), 2818 nucleotides. RefSeq names its product chromosome unknown C1orf112 homolog (gene FIRRM). Lineage: Eukaryota; Metazoa; Chordata; Mammalia; Carnivora; Hyaenidae. The coding region runs from base 36 to 2795 and encodes 919 amino acids. The record is from RefSeq and is a predicted model, not a curated record. The transcript has 24 exons.